Messenger RNA from Jaculus jaculus (lesser Egyptian jerboa), 1128 nucleotides. RefSeq names its product transmembrane protein 271 (gene Tmem271). Lineage: Eukaryota; Metazoa; Chordata; Mammalia; Rodentia; Dipodidae. Bases 1 to 1128 code for a protein of 375 amino acids. The record is from RefSeq and is a predicted model, not a curated record. The transcript has a single exon.
AUGAAGUGGAGCGUCCGCGGGGCCUGCGCCGCGCUCUCCUCCUGCCUGCUGCUCGCCUGCGCGCUCAGCGCCGCCGCCGUCGGCCUCAAGUGCUUCUCGCUGGGCUCGGAGCUGCGUGGGGAGCCGUUCCGGCUAGGGGCGGCCGCGGGCGCCUUCUACUCGGGGUUGCUGCUGGCCGCCGGCCUCUCGCUGCUCGGCGCCGCCCUGCUGUGCUGCGGGCCUCGGGAGGCGCCCCUCGCCGGGCCGGGAUCGGGACCGAGCCCGGGGCUCGGGGUGACGGCGGAUCCUGCGGGCGCUCCGGAACCCGCUCCGGGAGAGGCGGGGGCGGCGGCCGGGCCCCCGGGGCCGGUGAACAGUCAGAACCUGCUGCUCCUGGGCGUCUUGGUCUUCAUGCUCGGGGUCCUGAGCGCCUUCGCGGGCGCAGUGAUCGACGGCGACACCGUGUCCCUGGUGGAACGCAAGUACUCCCACUACUGCCUGCCCCCGCGCGCUCCGGCCGCCGCGCCCCCGGCCCCCGGCCCCGCAGCCCCGGGCCCCGGCGCGCCGCGCGCACGCAGCAGCAGCACCCUGGACAGCGCCACGUCCGCCAAGUGCCGCCAGCUGAAGGACUACCAGCGCGGCCUGGUGCUCUCCACCGUCUUCAACUCGCUCGAGUGCCUGCUGGGCCUGCUCAGCCUCCUGCUGGUCAAGAACUACAAGUCGUCGCAGGCCCGGCGCGGCCGGCGCGGCCGAAGGAGGGCGAGUCGGGCGCUGGCGAGGCCGCGGGGUCCCGGGCUCCGCGUGCAGCCUCUGGCAGCCUCCCGGACCCGGCGAGGCCGGAGGGGUCGGAGGGGGCGGCGGCUGCAACCGCGGCCGAGCGAGGCCUCCAUCCUGUCUCCGGAGGAGUCGGACUUCGCCGCCCCGGGGGACUGCGCGGGCUUGGCGGCGCACCACGCAGUGUCCUACAUCAACGUGGGCGUCUUCCACGCGUCUGACGAGGCGGGCGUGGAGGUGUGCUGCGGCGGGCACCCAUCGGUGGAGCUCCCGGGGUACGCGCCCUCGGACCCCGAUCUCAACGCCUCCUACCCCUACUGCUGCCGGCCGCCCUGCGAGGCCGCGCGCCCCUGGGAGCCGAGCCGGGCCUGCUGA